Messenger RNA from Closterium sp. NIES-67, 3352 nucleotides. The record is from the annotation of a GenBank genome assembly. NCBI's taxonomy places the organism in Eukaryota, Viridiplantae, Streptophyta, Zygnematophyceae, Desmidiales, Closteriaceae.
AAUGAAGCAGACGAGCACCACCACCUCCGUGCUGCACUCUGUUUCAGCUCAAGUCAUAGCCUCGAGUCUCCAAUUCCGUGCGACGUAUUCAUCGAUGCGCCAUCCUUCACGUUUCAGCACGCCUGCGCGCCCGCCGUUGCCCUGCGUCAGCUUUGGUCGCCGCCAUGUUUCCCGUGAAGCGCUGGGACGGCCUUCACGAGGCCCUCCCCUCGUCCUACCUCCUCGACUCCACUCCGCCGCUCAAACCUCCGCCCGCCAUUCCGCGCACACCCGCUUCCGCCCCGGCGAUCCCCGCGCUGAGCAAAGUUGAGACGGUUAGCGGCGGCGGGGGUAGGAAUGAAAAUGUUGCUGCGGAGAUUGCGGGAGGAAGCGUUAGUGACACGAAAAAGAAGGAUGCAUCUGCGGGACCUGAUCAGGAUGGCGCUGGUGCGAGGGCGCUUCAGGCACCAGCGCCCAUGGCUGAGCGUGCUGACGUGGGCCACGUUAAGUCUGACGCUGCUGACAUGGCGUCGCCCGCUGCCCCAGGGCAUGAAGCGACGGACGGCACAGCGGCUCGCAGGAAACGAAGAAAAGGCGAAUUGCGACGCGCAGAAGAGGCGCAUGCGACAAUUUCAGGAGAGUUACACGAUGUCGCACAUGCUGUGGCGAAUGACAAGGCAGGAGAUGAACUACGCGGCGAGGGUUCAGGGCUCGCAGCAAACACAGGGUUUAGGGUUGCAACUGGGAAGUCGGCUGACGAGGCUCCAGGAACCAGUGGGAAGGAGAAGAGGAGGAAACGAAGGCAGGAGGAUGUGGGGGGUUUUGCACUGGAGAAUGCGAGCAAUGCCUCGGUGCAGAGCGGUGGGGAGGGGCGGCGAGGAGGCGGAGAGGGGACUCGAGAAGCAAGAGGCGGAGGAGGGUUUGACCAAGGUUCGGGGUUUAUGGGUGGGGAGUUUGGAAAGCAGGAAGACUGGCAGGAGCAGAAGGGGGGGUUGGGGGAUGGCGAGGGAAAGGCGAAAAUGAAAAAGGAGAAGAAGGGCAAGGGGCGAGGGAAGAAGGGUGGGGAGUUGGACGGUGCAGAUCUCUUGUUGGGAGAAGAUCAGACUGUGGAGGAAGAUGCGGAGAGGGAGAGGGUAGGAGGGGGAGACAGGGAAGGGAACGAUGAUGAUGCUGCUGCUGCUGCUAGUGCGGAGGCAAAGCGUCAGGCGCCAGCUAAGGCGCCAGCAGCAGCAAGAGAGGCAGGGGCAGGGGGAGGGGGGGGAGGAGGGGCGGUGCUGCCGUGGAUGAGAGCGCCAGUGAAGUGCUCCACAGCUGAUGCCAUUCCUCUUCCCUCGGUGCCGAACCUAGACAAGCGCCUCCUGCACGCCCUCGCUCCGGCCGGCAUUUCUUAUCUCUUUCCCGUGCAAGCCACCGUGUGGCGCGAGCUGCUGGGGUUACCUGGUAACCACCCCCACUCCCAUGCCCAUGCAAGUCAAGCAGGCAGGAAGGGGAGGGAUGGGGGAGGGGGGAGGGCGGGCGCUGGUGAUAGGGGGAAAGGGGGGAGGAGAGGGGGGGAACUGGCGGAGUGGGAGGGGGGGGAGGAGCAGGAGGUGGAGGGGUUGCGGGCGGCGUCGCACGACUUGUGUGUGUGUGCGCCGACCGGGAGUGGCAAGACACUGGCGUAUGCGCUGCCCGUGGUACAGGCCCUGGCGGGGCGGGUGGUGCGGCGCGUGCGAGCACUGGUGGUGCUGCCCACCAGAGACCUUGCUGCUCAGGUGAAGCACGUGUUUGACACCAUCGCGCCAGCUGUCGGCCUCUCAGUGGCUCUCAUCAACGGCCAAUCGUCGCUCGCUGACGAGGCAACGCACCUCGUGCUGCACCCCGCCACCCCCUCUGGUCCCCUCGGGCUCCUCAGUAGCUUCAGCUACAGCCGUGGGCUCAGCAGCAAUGAUGGGGGCGGCGGCUGUAGCGGGGCGGAUAUCGUGGUGGCGACGCCUGGGCGGCUGGUGGACCACCUGCGGGGCACGGAGGGCUUCUCCCUGGCGCACCUGCAGUUCCUGGUGGUGGACGAGGCGGAUCGCCUGCUGCGCCAGUCCUACCACGACUGGCUGCCGCUCACCCUUGCUGCUGCUGCGGCUGUGGUUGGCAGCGCUGGCGGUGCGGCCACGUCAGCAGUGCAUGCUGACGUGGCCAUGAGCAUGCCGCUUGUGGGCGCCAUGCAUGGUCAUGGAGUCACGUGCGGUGCCCUCCCCCAUCCCUUCAUCCAUGGCUUAAGAUCCGACUCCCCCCUCUCCUUGCUCGCCGUGCCCAACGUGGAGCGCCAUCGGGUCAUCAAGCUCGUGUGCUCCGCCACACUCACUCGCGACCCCUCCAAGAUCCAACGGCUCCGAUUGCACCGCCCGCUCUUCAUCUCAUCUGCCUCCCACCUGCUCGCCUCUGCCAUGCUCCGCCACGUGGCAGCAGGGGGCACGCACCCCGCUGGGACCACUGCUGACGUGGAUGCUGCCGAUGCAGAUGCUGAAAUGGAGGAUGGUGAUGUGGCUACUCUAGGAAAGGGUGGAAUGGAAGAUGAGGGGAGGGAGGAAGAGGGAGAGGAGGAGGGAGGUGUGAGGCACUAUCACCUGCCUCCUCAAUUGGCCACAUCUAUGCUGGUGUGUCCGCGUGCCAGCGACAAGCCGCUGCUGCUGGCGGCUCUGCUCAGGCAGCUCACAGCAGGGGAGGGAGCGGGGGGAGGGGGGACGGAGGAGGCUGGAAUCAUCACGGCUGGUGGCGCAAGAGGGGCAGUGGGCGCUGUGCGCUUGACGCUGGUGUUUGCGUCGUCGCUGCAGGCGGCGCACCGCCUCUUCCUGCUGCUCUCCUCCUUCCCGCCCGCCUCGCUGCCCUUCGCCUUUGCUGAGUUCUCCUCUCGCCAGCCGCAGAGGCAGCGCAGUGCCAUUCUGGACAAGUUCCGGAGGGGAGAGGUGCAGGUGCUGGUGGCCAGUGACGCCAUGACACGUGGCAUGGACGUUGAGGGCGUAUUCAACGUCGUCAGCUACGACGCCCCCGUCUACCCGAAAACUUUUGUGCAUCGGGCAGGCCGAACUGCCCGGGCAGGCAGGCCAGGGCACUGCUACACCAUUCUAAGGAAGCAAGAGGUGCGGCACUUCAAGGCGGUGCUGGCUAAGGUGGGCUGUGCGGACUGCACUCAGGGCAAGGCGCCUACGGACCUCAUGGAGGGGCUCAGGGAGCACUACAGUGCUGCUUUGGAGAAGCUCAAGGCGGUGGUGGGGGAGGAGGAGCGCAGGGGCAAGUGACAUAAUCAGCUGCUCUGGUUACCAGGCCAACAGUAGAUGAGAUUUGUGUUCACAUCAAGUUGAUAUUAUUCUUUGCCCUUCAGUUCAAGUUUUUUAUAACG